AUGGAAAUCGACAUUUUGAUGCACUGUGAUUGGGAUUUGUGCAAUGAUAUCUUGACAGUUGAUUUUUUGAAAGAGCAAAGGGUGAAGUGCUUUGUGACAGGACUCAAGGCUCAUUGUAUGGCUCAAGCUUGUCUGAUGAUUUAUUAUAAAAAGACAAAAUCUUUUGUGAGCGGCUGCUUCUGGCAGGAUUCGCGCUAUGCUCAAGGGAGAUUCGAGGUUGGCCUCUAUUCUUUCACCGAUACAACUCAUUUCAUCAUCUGUGCCAUCGAUUACUGCAACGAAACACCGGGAAAAGCUGUUGCGAAUUUAGAGGAAUUUGACUGUCGGCCGCAAGGAUUUGAUGUUAUGGCGUUGUCCAACUGGUCUCCGGAUUAUGCUAUGGGGAGCGAUGAC
Molecule: messenger RNA, 393 nt
Organism: Mesorhabditis belari
Lineage: Eukaryota; Metazoa; Nematoda; Chromadorea; Rhabditida; Rhabditidae
Source: the annotation of a GenBank genome assembly